CGACACUACUGUAAGUGGCUAGCAGCUAAAGCUCGAAAGGUUACCACCAGAUCCAAACGCUUAUUUCAACUUAACUCAUGACUUAGUUGGCCUUAAUUUGACACACUGCUUGAACAUAACGAGCACGAAAAUGAGAGAGGAGUAGAGAUAGUGCCAAAUCGUUUCAAUAAACUUCUGUCGAGCGACUACUUUUCUUUUUUUUUUUUGUGUGGUUUUUUUUUUUUACCUGAAGAGAAAAACCAAUGCUGAGGUUGGUCAAAACGUCUAUUGUCUGUUUGUUAAACGAUAGCUAAGGCGAGUUAGCGAGUGUAACGGAGGAGGAGGAGGGACACUUUUAGAAUCAGCAUUGCUCUUUUGUUCACGCUGGACUUUCGCUCUCCGUGAAUCUGUCGCGAGUGUUAUUUGUUAUUGUUUGGUUUAAGCGGCUGUAGCUUCAGGGUGGCUAAUCGUUAGCUCACAUCAAAAGCGAGCCGUCGCCAUGUCGGCUGUUCGCCCCCGGUGGCUGAUGAUAACAGCCUGAGAGGUGGUCAAAGCGCUGGUUCACCGACCGACGACGCCUCACGACUACAGACGGCUUCAUUCAGAGGUCAAACGCGGGGGGUUUGUUGUCCGCACUGCAGGGCGCGUUUCGCUCCUGCUGUGAUCGAUACCAUGACACCGUAGAUACCAACAGGUAGACUGUCCAUCAGGCCCAGCCAGGUGGUUCAAGCACACUGUCACAACAAAAGCAUUCACCCUGCUGAAGUGUCCUUGAGCAGGACAGUGGAUGUCUGCCAGGGUGGAGGUGCAGGUGGAGGGGGGCAGGAUUAUUUACCCCGUUGAGAUCCGGUGCUGCAGGUUGGAAAUCUAAAGCCGAACCAGAUUGGAGUUGUAUCUUUAAGAGAUGGGCUCCGAAAACCCGGAGGACUUUGGACCAGCUGUGAUCCUCGCUGAAGAUGACCAGCAAGAAAUCGGAGGCCUGAUCAACUCUGAUGGAGAAGAAGUGGAUUUCUCAGAUCUCAGAGAGAGUGCCAUCCCUGGCAUUGUACCUGCAGAGGUUCCCUCAAAGACAUUUGAUCAGAGCGAGAAUGAAAAACCAGCGUCUCUUCACAGCUGCUCGGUGUGCGGGAAGGACUUCCCUUACGCCUCUAAACUUCAGCGCCACUUACGUACUCACUCAGGAGAGAGGCCUUUCCCCUGCUCGAUGUGCGAGAAGAGAUUUCCCGAAAAGGGGCUGCUCAUGAUCCACGAAAGGGUCCAUACUGGGGAAAAGCCAUUCCCAUGCACUUUCUGUGAGAAAAGAUUUGCCAGUCAGGGGGAGCUCAGGCUGCACCGACGGACACACACUGGCGAGAGGCCGUAUCACUGCUCCAUCUGUCUGAAGAGCUUUUCCCGACACUGGCAUCUGAAAACUCACUUAGAGGCGAUGCACUCUGAGGUCGUCGCUGGCUUUACGAGGAAGAAGUUUCCGUGUUCGGACUGUGACAAGAGCUGUAACUCUGCAGCUGAGCUCAGAGAUCAUCAGAGGACUCACACCGGAGAGAGGCCCUACCAGUGCUCUUUCUGUGACAAAAGGUUUGCUUUGUCCGGUACACUUGUGAGACACGAGCGUCUCCACACUGGCAUCACGCCCUAUCACUGCUCCGACUGUGGGAAGACAUUUGCACAGCAGUGGACUCUGACGACACACAUGCGGACUCACACGGGAGAAAAACCUUACAGCUGCACACAGUGCGACAAGUCUUUUGUAGCCCCAGGAGAGCUUCGGAGGCACACCAGGAUUCACACAGGAGAAAAGCCGUACACCUGCGCGGACUGCGGGAGGCACUUCUCACUGGCAGGGACUCUCAGAAACCACAAGAGAUCGUGUACACAGAACAAGAAUGGGUCAGUCACGGGUGUCAUCUCAGACCCAGUUCAAGCUGCAGUCGGUGAAACAUCCCAGCAGGACCUGAACAACAGCAUGAGCUCGGAGGUGUCUGACAGUCAGAGUUUGCCCAGUGCAGUUGAGCCCCAUUCUUCAGAGGGUCUUAACUGUGACAAAGCAGCUCAGUGUGAAAGUAACCUGAGAGAAGCAGAAGAGCGACGGGAGGACGUCACUCCCUGUCCGCAUAUGAAUGUAAUAGUGAAAGAGGAGGAAGAGGAGGAACCUUUGUGUGUAGAAGAAGCUUCUGACCAGGUGUCUGGUAGUGAGGACUGUACCACACCAGAGGAAACUGAAGAGCAGCAGCAGGAAAGCAACACAGAAAUUAGGAUUACAGUAAAGGAGGAAGAAGAACUUGUCAACAUGUCUGAAGAAGAUCCUGAUCAUGUCGGUGACAGUGAAAAAGACAGUCCUCCAGCCUCACCAGUGCAGGAUCCCUUUAACGACAGUCUGACAAAGAGCUCUUACUGCUGCGGGCUCUGUGGAAGAGACUGUCACAAGAUGUCUGCUCUUCAGAUUCACAUGCGAAUCCACUCGGGAGAGAAACCUUACCAAUGCACUCUGUGCGGCAAGCAGUUCACGCAGAAAGGUCAACUCAAAGGUCACCAGAAAGUCCACACGGGAGAGAAACCGUUCUCCUGCCCGGACUGCGGGAAGAGUUUUGCCCACUCGGGGGCCAUGAACAGACACCGGCUCACGCACACAGGAGAGAGGCCCUACCACUGCUCUGUGUGCGACAGGAGCUUCAACCAGUCCGGCCGCUUGAGGGAACAUGAGAAAAUCCACUUUGGGGAGAAGUUUGACUGUCCAGAGUGUGAAAAGAGUUUUACGCGAGCUUCAAGCCUCAAGAACCAUUUCAGGCUUCACACAGGCGAGAGGCCGUAUGGCUGCGACAUCUGCGGGAGGGGCUUCAGCCGCUCACAAAGCCUGAGGCUCCACAGAAGGAAACACGAGCAGAUACAGACUGAGGAGGAGUCGGCAUUCGGUGUGAAGAACGAUGAUUUAUCACAGAGCGACGAUAACUCUCCGAUUAAUAUGUGUAUAACAGACAAAAAUGACUGAUAAUGUAUUUAUAUAAACCAUAGAGAUAUGUACCAGUAGUAGUAUUACAAUACAAGAUUUUAGGCAGUAAAACAUGAAUUGUAAGAGCGGAAAGUAAAGGACUACCUCUGUGAAUAGACCUUCAUUAAACCUUUACAUGGUGGUUUACAAAAAAGUAUUAAACCUAAAAUAUUUAACUCCCAGACCCGCACACACAAAUUAAUAGACAGGCAAACGUCAGGUGAUGUUCAGCAACUAACAACACAGUUUCAGACAAAAUGACCAAACAAAUAUUUACUACAAACACUACUUUGGUAAAAAAAGAUCUUGGAAACUGCUUAGAUGAUAAAUUUAGAGGUCAUAUUUAUUCACGUUUAUCACUCUUACCUAUGUUAGUUGCAUUGAAGUAUCACACUGACAUUAGUAUUUAUGGUAGUACAAAUGACUCAUUGAAGGUCUGUGAUUUCACUUUUUCCAUGCAGUAUUUGUCAUUCAAACUAAUCGUGUAUGUGGAAAUUGGAUUGAAGAAUAAUUAUGUUUUUGUAUCAGACGUUACGAGGGCCAAUGAGCAGUCUAGGAAUCAGGUGAAACUGGAAUUCAUUCUUUGGCUAUGAGCUACUGAAAUGUCAGAAAUAUGUAUCCAGUAAUGAAGCAAUGGGAUCAUGAUAGUCAUCAGGUUUUUUUUUUUUUUUUUUCCAAAACCGUUUUGCCUUAGUGGUGAUUAUGUUUUUAUCUCUGUUUUGUACAGAAGUUAUUCAAAAACCAAAUCAUGAAUCAGGUUCACCUGGUUUAGACAACUCUCAAAGGCCAAGUAACCAUUGUGAAUAAAGGCAUCAUCCUCUAAGGCUGAUACAAAAGCCAAGUCAUGAAGCCAUGUAGAUGGUAAAUAUUGCCCAGUGCUGCCUCUGUCUAAUUGUAUGAGACAUGUUAUACUGAACAAUAAAAGUAAAAGUAC
Messenger RNA from Morone saxatilis (striped sea-bass), 3899 nucleotides. Its product is annotated as oocyte zinc finger protein XlCOF28-like. Bases 884 to 2965 code for a protein of 693 amino acids. The transcript is spliced from 7 exons. The record is from RefSeq and is a predicted model, not a curated record. Gene Ontology annotation, cellular component: nucleus. Lineage: Eukaryota; Metazoa; Chordata; Actinopteri; Moronidae.